Molecule: messenger RNA, 2046 nt
Organism: Mus caroli (Ryukyu mouse)
Lineage: Eukaryota; Metazoa; Chordata; Mammalia; Rodentia; Muridae
Product: class II histocompatibility antigen, M alpha chain
Biological process (GO): immune response; antigen processing and presentation
Cellular component (GO): membrane; MHC class II protein complex
Source: RefSeq, a predicted model, not a curated record
GGGUUUCUCUGUGUAUCCCUGGCUGUCCUGAAACUUACUUGUAGACCAGGCUGGCCUUGAACUCAGAAGUCUGCCUGCCUCUGCCUCCCGAGUGCUGGGAUUAAAGGCGUGCACCACCACCGCCCGGCUGUGGCACCUGCUUUUAAAUACAGCACUUGGGAGGUGGAAGUAGGAGAUAAGGAGUUCAAGACCAACCUAGAGGGUAGCUGUAGAUAUCUGGCCACAGGGAUCCAUUUUCACUUGCACACAUAACCUACAUAAUUUAAAAUAAUCUUAACAAAAAAGGGGGGUAUAUGGAGCACUCUCACUCAUGAGAUUACAGGUCAGUUGCUAGAACUCAGUUGAGAAAGUUUAAUCUAUUGGGAUAACUUCCACACUGAUGACUUGGGUGACUGAGUUGCCAAUGGUGUCAUUCCCGAGCCCCGGAUUAUUGCCAUUGGAAGGAACUAUAAGGUUUCUGAGCUGAUCUGCCUGUGAAAUGCUUAGUGUUGGCUGAAGUUGAUUCCAAGUACUCAGCUAUGGAAGAUGCAACCUAAAACGAGUGACCUGCUGCGCUCCUCUUGGAAUUUGUAGCCUCACAUUCAAUGCCAACUUUCUUUGGAAGGAGACUUGGGAGGGUCUGAGAGCCAUGCGGAUGGUGCUGAAAAGACUCUAUUCCGUUUUGGAAUUCUGCCGCCAGGCGGCGCUGCUCUGAAGAGCCAGGCAGCUACCUGCUGGAGCCCGACCUUCCACCAGGGGGCGGAGGUCUCCAGAGAGGCCCUCCGGGCCCCGCUGGCCUCGGAGCCAAGUCUUAAAGAGGUGCCUGGACCCAAGCUUCUCCUCAGCGACUGAUGAUGUCAAACUAUUCGCUUCUGUGAUUGGUUUAGCCGAGAUAAGACGGGCUGCUAUUGGAGAUGCUCUGUCGAAACGUGAUGGAUCUGGAAGGGAGCUGGGCACCCGAGACUCGAGUGGUAGCUCCCAUUUACUGUGGGUGUUAAGGUAUGGAGCAUGAGCAGAAGUCAGGAGCUGUGCUGCUGAGGCUGCUGCGCCUUCUGUGGCUGCUGCCCCACUCCUGGGCGGUGCUCGAAGCGUCUACCCCAGUGUUGUGGGAUGGCCCACAGAACCACACAUUCCGGCACACUCUGUUCUGCCAGGACGGGAUUCCCAACAUAGGGCUCUCGGAGACCUAUGACGAGGACGAACUCUUCUCCUUCGACUUCUCCCAGAACACCAGAGUGCCCCGACUGCCUGACUUUGCUGAGUGGGCUCAGGGUCAGGGAGAUGCCUCUGCCAUUGCAUUUGACAAAAGCUUCUGUGAGAUGUUGAUGCGGGAAGUGAGCCCGCAGCUUGAAGGUCAAAUCCCAGUGUCCAGAGGUUUGCCUGUGGCGGAGGUAUUCACACUGAAGCCCCUGGAGUUUGGCAAGCCCAACACAUUGGUCUGUUUCAUCAGCAACCUCUUUCCACCGACCCUGACCGUGAACUGGCAGCUUCACUCGGCCCCUGUGGAGGGAGCUAGCCCCACGUCCAUCUCAGCCGUCGAUGGGCUGACCUUCCAGGCUUUCUCUUAUUUAAAUUUCACACCAGAACCCUUUGACCUUUACUCCUGCACGGUGACGCACGAGAUUGACCGCUACACGGCAAUUGCCUAUUGGGUACCCCAGAACGCCCUGCCUUCGGAUCUCCUAGAGAAUGCACUGUGUGGUGUGGCCUUUGGCCUCGGUGUGCUAGGCACCAUCAUGGGUAUUGUCUUCUUCCUCUGCUCCCAGAGACCGUGCUCAGGUGACUGAUUCUUCCCAAGGAGAACUUGGAACAGCACAGGCCAGGCCAGCGGGGAUGUCCAGGCAUCUCGUGCCUACCCAAGGUCUCUCAUCGGAGCCGAAGUCCCAGGGACCCCUCAGGGUGUGUGCCAGCGUGCAGGUGUCUCAGCUGAGGGUUCCGCUGUCCCUGGACUUGCAUCCAGAAGAGCCUUCAUCAGGAGCCCCAGGCUCCUCCUAACCACUACCUUAUAUCUUCCCUCUUCCAGGAAAUAAACUUCAUUUCUUAAUGUCAGCGUGACCUCUCCCUCCA